AUGUCAUUGACUGCUUCAAAUAACAAUACAACACCACCAGUCAUAAGAAUUAUUACACCACCAUCCUCGCCAAUAAUAAUGGUGUCAGGUAAUGAAGAAUGGGAUAAUGUUGAUGAUUUUUCAGUAGAAUCUUUUCCCGGCGAAGAAUCUUCUAUCAACAACAAUAAUAAUACAACUUUCACGCCUAGUUCACCACCAGAGGAAAUAAACGGUGAAGAUAUUUCUACUGAUUUUGACUUUACAAAAAAUAAUAACAAUAAUUCAACCGACAUUUUACAAAAAAUGGGACAUUGGCUUUAUAAUACGCGACUCGUUCAAUAUAUGAAAUCUGAUGAAAGAUCAAGAGUGAAACAUAGCUAUACAACGAAUUCUAUAUGGAUGCUUGGAAUAGAGUAUUCAUUCACAGUAGAGGAUGGCGAGUUCGUUAAUCUUCCAAAACCUGACAGAGGUGAACAUGCAAGAGGUGGAAAUUUUUCUCCAAAAUCAAAGAAAACUCGUAGAAUGACAUUUACAAGUUUCUUUUCUAAUAAAGAAAAAACCAAAUAUAAUAAAGCUUCGUCAAGAUUAUCACCUCAUUUAGAAGCUGAAACAUUAGAAAAACAUUUAACAACUAGACCAAAUAAUUCAUCUGUUGACAAUAUAUCUAUAGAAACAAUAACAAUUGAAUCAAAGGAAAAAAUAGAUAAAUUGUCCAAUCAUAAUAAUAAUUAUUCUUCUACUUUUAACGAAUCACCAUCAUUAUCAAAUUUAGCGACAAAUUUAAAUUACAAUAACGAUGACGACAAUAAUUCCGAUUUAACGACAAGUUUAAAUUACAAUAACAAUAAUAACAAUAAUCCUGAGAAUUCAGAUAGUUGGGUUAAUAGAAAAUCAACAUCAUCAGAAAGUGGUUCACUUCGAUCUUUAAAAUCGUUACCUCCAACACCUACAAGUUUAUAUAGACCAGAUUCAUUAGGACCUUUAACAAUAAAUCAAAAAAAGUUGAUGGAUUUUCUUUUGGAUUUUCAAUCAAGAAUAUUUUGUUGUUAUCGUAAAGAAUAUCCACCAAUUGAACCUUCCUUUCAUACCACUGAUACUGGUUGGGGAUGUAUGCACAGAACUGGUCAAAGUUUAUUGGCACAGGGAUUUUUGAUUGUUCUUUUAGGAAGAGAUUGGCGAUUACAUAAUGUUCAAAACGAUAUUGAAAAAUUCACAUAUAGAAAAAUAUUAAGUUGGUUUGUAGAUAACCCAGAUCCGGAACAUUAUUAUUCAAUUCAUAAUAUUGCUAGGAUUGGAAUUUCAUUAGAUAAAAAAAUAGGUGAUUGGUUUGGACCCUCAACAAUAGCACACUCAUUAAAACGUUUAUCACUAACUCAUAAAGAUUGCCCUUUGUCAAUCUAUGUGCCAUCUAACAAUACUAUAUAUCGUGAUGAAUUAUUUGGUGAAAUGAAAUUGUGGAAGCCUGUUUUAAUUUUGUUAUCUGUAAGAACAGGAAAGACUCAAGUUGCACAUACUUUAUGCAUUGCAACAUGA
Molecule: messenger RNA, 1512 nt
Organism: Entrophospora sp. SA101
Lineage: Eukaryota; Fungi; Glomeromycota; Glomeromycetes; Entrophosporales; Entrophosporaceae
Source: the annotation of a GenBank genome assembly